GAUUGCCUUAGUCAAAAUCCACGUUCAAAUUGUUUCCUAUUGAAACUCCAUCAAAUGGAGUUCUUGUUUGAUUGUGGUUUAGACAUGUCUUCCAUUCUAAAGUUUCCACCACGUGUUGCCACCGGACAGAAGGAAGAGCAAAAACUUCUAGACAUAUUAAACCCUGACUCUUCUCAAAAACCGAGCACAGCGUAUAACUCUACUGGAGGGGAUAUGAAGUACAAACGUCGUAAAAUAGAUGUUCUUACAGACUCGGGCACUAAUAUACGGCCAGGCGGAGAAUUCGUUGUUCAGACACCAGAUUUUUCAAUAAUAGACUGGAAUUCAAUAGAUUUUAUAAUAAUAUCUAAUUUCAGGCAUAUGCUUGCUUUACCAUUUAUCACGGAAUACACGAAUUUUGAAGGAAGUAUAUAUGCAACGGAGCCGACUAUUGAGCUUGGAGGAAAGAAUACUGAACCAAUAGAGAAUCCCAACAUGAAUCAUGCUCGUUCAUUAUAUUCAUUAGCUGAUGUUCAAGCAUGUAUUAAAAAAAUACAACCUGUGAGAUAUGGUGAAGAACUGAUGGUGUAUGAUUCGCUUAAAGUAACUGCUUUUAGCUCUGGUUAUUGUUUGGGAGGCGCGAAUUGGACCAUAGAAUAUGCGUAUAAAAAGAUAUCAAUUAUAUCUUCCUCUUCUGUCGGAAAUAAUAUUCACCCUGCUCCUUUUGAUAGUACCAUCUUGGAAAAUACUAACGUGAUGCUUUUAACUGACAUCCGUAAAGAAUUAAACGACUCUUACGAUAAGAUUCUUAAUGAGAUCCAAUCAAUUGUUGCUAAUAGCUUACGACAGGGUGGUAAUAUUUUGUUUCCGUGUAAUUUAAAUGGGAUUAUUUUCGAUUUGUUGAAAGACCUAAGUAAUCGCUUCAAAGCCGAUCAGAAUCCGUUUUACAUUGCUUCUCCUGUGGCCGAAGAAUCGCUUCAAUAUUCCAAUAUUCUAUCAGAAUGGAUGUGUGUUCAGAAUCAAGAAAAGGUUUAUGCGCCUGAAGACCCAAUGGAACACAAGAAUUUAAUGGCUCAAGGGAGACUAAUUCACGUCGCACAUGUUGACAGUUCUAUUAAUGAAAGAUAUAAGGAACCAUGUAUAGUUUUUGCUGGCCAUCCUUCGUUGCGAAGUGGUCCCGUUAUUGAUUUUAUACAUAAAUGGCGAGAAGAUUCUAAGAAUGUGAUGAUCUUAACAGAUUCCGAAUUCGAUUUUAGUGUGGCAUCAUCUAUCUUUGAAGGAGUGAAAAUGAACAUCAAAUAUUUACCGAUAGAUAUUCGAAUGUCAAUCAAUCAACUUAGCGAGUUAAUGAAGGGAAGUACACCACAAAUCAUAGUCUCGUCUAAUGCUGUUGGUACAAUAGAAAAAUAUUUUCCGCAUUCAAAGAUAAGUUUUUACGAAUACUUGGAUACUCUAAAGACACCCAUUAGGGCUCAAUACGAAAGAACACAAUUAAAAGAAACGCUUGCAAAAACUAUUCGUCCAAUAAAAAUCGAAGACACUUUGGUUGCUUCUUUACAAGGAAAUUUGUCAAUACAGAAUAGUCGAUUUGUAUUAGAACAAGAAACUGAAGAUUCACCUACUUCGAGACUUCUUUUGGGUAAUGUGCAACUUCACAAGAUGUUAACCCGUUUAUCUGAGGUUGGUAUCGACGAUGUUAGUAUAACACGAGAUGAGAUAAUUUCAGGAUUUAUUAUAACUUUGAGUUCCCCAGCAGCAACGAUUAAAUUGAGUAAUGGUAAAUCAACAAUCGAAACUUUUGACAAUGAUUCUAGAAAAUAUUUGACUGAACUAUUAAUAUCCAGUCUUGAAUAA
Ambispora leptoticha is the source of this 1833-nucleotide messenger RNA. The record is from the annotation of a GenBank genome assembly. NCBI's taxonomy places the organism in Eukaryota, Fungi, Glomeromycota, Glomeromycetes, Archaeosporales, Ambisporaceae.